This is a messenger RNA of Hemicordylus capensis (graceful crag lizard), 6099 nucleotides long. It is a transcript of the gene CCSAP, whose product is annotated as centriole, cilia and spindle associated protein. Lineage: Eukaryota; Metazoa; Chordata; Lepidosauria; Squamata; Cordylidae. Bases 162 to 968 code for a protein of 268 amino acids. Gene Ontology annotation, biological process: regulation of mitotic spindle assembly. Gene Ontology annotation, molecular function: microtubule binding. The transcript has 3 exons. The record is from RefSeq and is a predicted model, not a curated record. Gene Ontology annotation, cellular component: axoneme; cytoskeleton; spindle.
UCGCUGAAGCGGGCGGAGGCGGACACUGAACGUCGCUGUUUGUGUUUAAACGUUCCAGCGGGAGGGUGGGGCAAAGAGUCCUAAGCGCGGGGUCUCCAUUGGGAGGCGGUCGAUUCCUGUCGAAGAGGCGAUCCCGCGGCGGGGCGGGUUUGUGCUCCACUAUGGUGCCGUCGCGAUGUGUGAAGAGCGAAUACAUGAAGCGCUUCAAGGAGCCCAAAUGGGAGGCGUGCGGCCCGUGCUACCAGGAGCUACUGCGCUACCGCCUGAGCCGGCGCCUCCUGGAACAGGCGCACCGGCCCUGGUUUUGGGACGGCUGGGAGCAGGACAGCAGCCUCAGCAGCGGCGGCAGUGGUGGCUCUCCGUCGCCCCCAGGUACUUCCAGUCCUCCGGGUGCCCAGCAGCGAGUGGAGGACCCAGCAGUGGUGGCGGAAGUACCCGGCGAGCCUGGUCCUGCCAGGAUCAGUGGGUCUGGGGAGCCGGGAAGAUCCAGUCCGGCAGAGCCUCUGCGCGGAUCCGAGGAAGACGAUGACCAAGAGAAAGCUGACAUCAAGGAAGCUGAAGGAAAGUCUCCAGUGAAAGGAACAGACAACUCAACAAGUCGUCAACAAGGCCGGCCUCCAAGUCGCAGUGUGUUGGGCAGCCAAGGUGAUAGAAGACCAGCAAAAAGUCCUCCAAGGACAGAUACAGCCAAGGGGGCAAAACAUCCAUUUGCUUUAUAUGGCUGGGGAGAAAAACAGACGGAUACUGGCAGUCAGAAAACUCACAAUGUCUGUGCAUCUGCUUCAGCGAAUGAAAUUCAUGAGUCUGCAUUAAGAGCAAAGAACAGAAGGCAAAUGGAAAAAAGGAAGCUGUCCCAGAGGCAGAUUAACUCAGCAGAAGUAGAAAGAACCUGGAGAGCAAAAUCUUCUGGACCAGAUAACCCCUGGAUGACUGAAUAUAUGCGGUGUUACUCAGCACGAGCUCGGUGAUUCAAGGCUUGAUUGUACUCCCUGCUUUUCGUCUUCUCCUUCUUUUUUAAAUAGCAUUGGAAAACAAUUGAGGUCAGUGGGGCAAACCCCCAAACUACUUAUGCAAAGUUUUUACAACAGAUUUUUUCCAGCAGUUUCUUAUGUAGUUUAAAUGUUGGCUAUUAGCAGUAGAAGGAACAGUUGGACCCAUCCUAGUGGGAGCUCUGUUUGCCAUAUAGCUUCUCUACAUCCUCUUGACAAAGGAGGAUGUGUUUGUUACCUUCAGCUGACUUCUGAAAAGCUGGAGUCUUUACACAAUGAACGUUUUAACACAAGAACUCAUGAAAGAAUUCCUCAACCAGUAUUUAGUCCUUCUGUGAUCACAAGACUUGUCAUCCCUGAUUUGCAGGAAGUGAGUUGCCCUUAAGACACACACUGAAAUCCACGGGAUGCAAGUUAGCUGUAAAGUGAACUUUCUCUGUAGUGAGGAAUGCAAGACUUAACAAACUGGGUUGCUGUGAAAAUUCUUCCAGGAUGUAGGUACCGUAUGUAGAAAAUUCUUCUAGGAUGUAGGUACCAUAGCAUUUUCAUGUGAUUUAGUUUAACUUGGGAUGAUUUAUAUCAGACCUGCACAACUUGUGACCUUAAGUGGCAUCUAUGGCUUACAGUCUGUUGCUGCUUAAGGUGACUUGCAACAUGCCACCCUGACCCCUGUGCAAGCUUGGCUAUGAUGCCGCCCCACUUGCCACCUUGCUGGCCCCAGCCACCAGACUUGCCACUCUUGAGCCGGAAGCCCUGCACAGGUUGCCACCUCCCUUCCUCUUGCUGAUUGCUUUGGUGGCAGUGUGCAGUGCUCUGUUCUCCAGAUGAUCUCUCUUAUUCACUUUUGCUCCCGCUCACACUUUCCUUCCCUGCUGGAAAUGGCGGGGGCAGGGGGGGAAGCAUGUGUUGGAGUGGUGGUGAGAGAGAAGUGGACUAGCAAUGCUGGACGCCAGCUGGUUUCGCUCGCUCACUGCUGCACCACUGCUCCAGUUCACGCUCCCUCUGUUUCUCCUCUUCAACAAACUUGUUUGCUUUGUCUCCUCCCAUUUCGGGAGAAGGCGUUGGGGGAAGAAGAGACUGCGAGCAGGAGAAGUGGUGACCAGAGAGAUCAUCUGGUGAUGCCAGUGGGAGAACAGCUCUGCAUGCUGCUGUCGGAGGCCAGCAAGGAGAAGAAUGACGGUGGUCAGUGUUAGACUUUGGGCUUGGGAGUGGUGAGUCAGGUGGCUGGGGAGCAGGGCCAGCAAGGGACAGGGAGCACAAAAGUGAGGGUGGUGGUAGCAAGCAGGUGGGGUGAUGCCUUUGGCGGGGGCAGGGCCCCUCCACAUUUGCCAUCUGAUAACUCACUUGCCACCUGAGGCUGUUGCCUCACUUGGCCUCAUGACAGAGGCGCCCCUGUUAAGUGGCACCCACAAUGUUUGACUGUACAGUGGUCACAAAUGGGCUCCUUAAACCUGUUGAUGCUUCUUCCUUGGACUGCAAAAGCUUGGGGGUUAUCAUUCCCUUUGCUUUUGUGUCACAAGUUGUACAGGCCUGACUUGCAUAAGUAGGCACAGGCUUUUGCACAUAGCUAGCUGUAAAAGAUCGUAUAUUUGAAAAUACAGUUUUAGACUUUUGAACAUUCUCCUAACUUUGGGUAAAUCUAUAGUGACUUGUUGAGGUUUACAUUCCAGUUUUGAGUUUUAUGGCCAUCUGGAAUUGGAGAUAUUUGUGAAAUAGAUUAGUAAUGUGCUGUGGCAGUAUUUUCUUUUUUUGGGGGGGGGGCAAUAUUUAUGUUCUUAUCAUGUGCUCAUUGUACCAAAUGAUGGAAAUAGACAAUCAUUAUUCAGUAGUGGUGGUCAGCUUAGUACUUUGCAGUAACAUGCUACUGACUGAACUGGGAUGUAAUAAUAUAUAUAUAUAUAUAUUUGAUUUUCCUUUUUGUUAGGAAAGGACCUAACAAAGUGGACCAAAGUGUUUCCUUUUUGUUAGGUGAGCCUCUGUAUAGUGAAAUGUUAAUUCACUUUUGUAUUCUGACUUGGACUCUUCUACCAGUCUGAUCUAGCUGGUGUGCAUUCCAUGUGGUACGUUCAGGGCUCCGGUUGAUAGUACACAUUUUGCUAUAUUUCUCAGUCUUUCCUAAAAGCGGGCCUCUAAGAAAGAAGCCAUAGGCAAUCAUGAGAAUGUAACAAACCUCAGUUACAAAUUUAGAGUCUGCAUCUUCUCUGCAAGACUGCCAGUCUCUAAACUGGUGGUUCUUGUGCUGUUUGUGCCUUUGUGGACACAACAGCAAUGUCUCUUCAGAUGCCCAGAUAUGUUGGCUUCUGUAAUGAUACUUGUAACUUUGUGCAACUAGCACUAAUUUCUACCACUGAGACUUCCAUAACUCGAAUUUGCAAAAUAGCUGUCAGUAGGAAUGUGUUCCUUCCUUCUGAAGGAUAUCUCAGGUUCCCUAGUUAUUCAAGGCAAGUUUCCAGCUAGUCUUAUGGUUGUGAUACGGAAGCGACCCCCCCCCCCCGCCCAUUGUACAGUUCCGUGUAUUUAUUCCAAUGAUAGAUUGCAUCUACUUGAGUUUUUGUUGGAAUUGUGAACCACCACCAUUCCUCUUCUUUUGGUCUUUCUGGUGCUCUAUACUUUCCAUUUAUGAAAAUGAAAUAAGUGACUGACAUGAUACAUUUUAUACAUGAGACCUCAACAGGAUGCAUUAAGAUUUCCAUCACCAGGAGAUGACACCCCUCCCCCCACCCAUAAGCUUCUGGAUGGAUGAAUUCAACUUCCCAGAAUGCAGCAGUCCUCUCUCCUGAGGAUCAACAAGUUCGUUCUUGUUGGAUAGUUUAUACAUGUUGUCCAAAUAGGUCUUUAAUUGGGUCAGUUCAGGCAAUAGACUUUGCCUGACCCACCACAUGCCAUGGGCAUAGGCACAUACCAUGAGUGUGGAUGACUUCCCACUUCCACUCUCACAGUAUCUUUCUAGCACAGGUAGUUGACAUGAUUGAACAAAGGCUUCUCGGCAUGCUGUGUGUGCAGAGGGGAGAUGUGAAAAUGUGUUCUCUCUGCACGUGGUGAGCCAAACAGUCAAUCACCCAAACAGAGGCAUUCCUCAUGAAAGUUUUCUGGCUGUGUUGUAAGAUCUUUUGGAAAUAACCUACAUGGAUGCAACUAAAAUGCUGCAAUUGGAAUCUCCCGAGAGGGCAUAUUCCAAGAAGCAGAUACGUAAGCUACUCCUGUUUCCAACAUCCUACAAAAGAUCAGGGUGUUAUCUCAAUUCCACACGGAUGAGGAACUCCCAGCCGUAUGAGACUUGUGCAGUGGUUCACCACUUCUCUGUAUGUAUGAAAUAGUUCACCAAACACAUCUGACUUGUAGUGAUACAUUAUUAUGUGUGUCCCUGGAGAGAGAAAGCAUCUCAAUCCUGACAGUUAGCAAGGAGUGCAAAAAUGACCAUCCUGGCGAAUUAGUAAAUACACUUAUUUGGAGAGGUAGUUGGUUAGUAUACCUCUUCAGUUCUGGCCUGCUUCAACCUUCUACGUAGAUGGAAUAAUUUUGUUCCUCCAACAGCUGCUUAAAGUAGGUGGUAUCUCGAGCUUAGUGCAGCAGAGCACCACAGUUAGAAGUUCCUUCUAUGAACAAAAUGUGAUUUGUGGCCAUCAACUUCCAAUGAUGGUGUGUCACUGUGCUAAAGGUCUAGAUGCUGUGGAGUAUGUGUUGAAAUUAAACAAACAAACAACCAGAAUCCUUUUAUUUUCUAAACAUUACAUCAAAUUGUAUUGCACAGUUGUGGCUUUUCUAUCUUCACUGAAGCUGAAGAGUGGAUCAGUACAUCUUCUGGUUGCCAAAUGCAUGCAACACUCAAAUGCACAAAAGACACUUUGCUAGUUUCAGAUCGCUUCCAGUUUUAUGAAUAUAUCCAAAACUGAUAUAUGAUGUGAAGCACUUUUUUGCAAUGCAGAAGUAGGCAUUGGUGUGUGUGUUUUUUGUAUUGCCACAAGUUUCUUACAUUGUAGUUAAAUAAUGUAUUGGCAGCUAUCAUUAUUUAAGGGUUUGAUUUUACUUAUGGGCAACAAGGAUCUAAUUGUUCAUUGCUAGAUUGAGACUUAAGCCAGCAUUUUUCCAACUCUGGUCUCUACCCUUUCUUGGCAGCCAUUUCUUCAGUAGGUGACCAUACAGUAGAACUAGUUGUGGUCAGGAGCACUAAUCUAGCACUUCCUCUAAAACUGACUAUCCAGGGAAGCAGGUGAGAGGGGGUUGGAACUGAUGUGGCCAGAAGCUCCUACCAAUUUCUUGCCUCUAGCACUCAUGGCUUGCAGCCUCUAAAACUGUUAUGCUAUGCCAGACUUUUGCUUCUUUUAGGAAAAACUGCUCUAGCUUAGCCUCUUGCAGGAUCCUCUCCUUCCCUGGAAAUUCAUGCCCCGCUCCAUCAGAUGCCAUACACACUUGGGGAGGGGGCUUACCUACUGUUUUGCCAGCCCUUGAUUUUAAGCAUUAGGUACAAUCCCCUUUUACCUAUUGAGAGAGAUGUCUUAAGCAUUUGGCACUGAAUGAUGGCUUCUGGGUGCUCUCGUAUGCUGCCCGGGGAAGGAACCUUUCAGUCUGGGAUACAACAUGGUACCCUGGCACAUGCAAGUAUCUGCUCUUUUAUGUUAGUAGAGCAUAUGUUUACACACACGCAUACAGCAUGUUGGGCAUCUGUACCUUAUGGUUAGUUAGACCCAGAUAGUGGGGGCUAAAGACAAGCGAGAUUCAUAUUGGAAUCGUGAUGAGACUAAAAAGUCCUUAGACUAUGGCUGUUUAGGCCCAGUUACUUGAUCAGGUGGAGUUUGCUGAUAUCUGACCAUAAGAAGUUAAUAAUAAUCAUGAUCAGGUGGAGGCACUUAGCAGAAAAGCCAUAAAUGAGUCAAACCCUGCUUCUACAUGGUCCCUGUAAAGAACAGGAUUGAUAGGCAAGGCUUUAGGGAAGCUGCCUCACUUAGCUUUUGUGAGCACUGAAAUCACUUUACAGAAAAGCUUGAAGCAAUAUGUGACUUAGAAUGUCUGUUUUUAAAUAGCACUUGUUUUUUCUAAACAUAUCUUGUGUUUAUAUUUCAUUGUACUUACCAUAACUUCGUACAUGUGAAUAAAAAUGAUUCUAAAAAUA